UUUGCGAGUUUCACAAUACACUUGUAAACAUUAACACUUAAAAGUAAACUUUUAUCCACCAUUAAUUUUCCGUCUGAGACAUAUGCACACUGGGAUGUAAAUACAACAUUCUGAAAAGUGUCUCUGCCAGGCCUGGUGGCACAGGCCUUUAAUCCCUCAGAAGGCAGAGGCAGGUGGAUCACAAUCAGUUGGAGGCUGGUAAGGUGUACAUAGUGACUUCAAGGACAGCUAGCACUACACAGAAAAACACUGUUUCAGGGAAAGAUAGAAGACAAAAACAAACAAACAAAUAAAGGCAUUAUAGUACAGAAUGAUAUUAGAAAGCAUCUUUUGAAUAAUUACGAUAACUUACUUAAAUCAGAAAAAUGUCUACAAUAGUCUUUUGUCUCCUUGGUCCAAGAAAAGCACUCUGUCCAUGGACACAUGACCAAACUGUUAUUUUUUAGUUCUUGUGUUUGCUGUGUUUGAGACCUGAACUCACAGUGUUGCUCUGUCUGGCCUGAACUCACCAUGUAGAUCAGUCUGGACGGGAGAACACAGAGUUCCACCCACCCGUUAAAUGCUAGGGUUAAAUUUGUGCACCUACAGGACGAUUCGAACUGUUUUUAUUUUGUGAUCUGUUGACAGGCAGUGGUGUGACUGUGGACUUCUCCCAGGAGGUGUGGCAAGGCCUGGACCCUGCCCUGAGGGCUUUGUACUUGCUGACACUGGAUGUUCUGUGGCUGCGAAUUGUUUGCUUGCAGUCUCCCUUGCUCCUCCUCAGUAUCUCUUCACAAACUAAUCUGCAAGUGUGUGAGCUUUGUGUGGAUGAGUCUCACAUCCCACAGAAUAAAGUGAAAUCCUCUGAGGAAAAAAGAAAAAUUUGAUGAAAUGUUCUCUCUUCUGAGUAUGUGUUCCUUUGGGAGGUGUAAGGCUUCAUCAUUAUUGGUUCAUGAUCAAUUCAGACUUCACUAAUGUAUAAAAUUCUCUUCCCAAUCAUUCAGUUCCAUUUCUGCCCCUGAGUUUUGACUGAGCUGUGACUGGAAGUGGGAAUCAAGUUACUAUAACUAAAAGUUCUUUCUAAUCGUUUUCUGUAUUCUGACCCUGCAGGACAGUUGGGGAAUCAUUUCUAUAAUCCUGUGUUUAGUUUUUUCUUCAUCUCCUGAGCGCAGUCCUGUGUUAGAAAUCCAGGUGCUUCCUGAACAAUCUGUUUCCCAUGUGCAGAGCUAACUGAUCACCCAGAUCUGCUCACCUGUGCAGCAGAACAAAGUGGCCUGGAAGGAGAGAGGAGACAGGAGCUAAGGAUCCAGGGAAGCAACCAUCUAUUGAUUGUUCCUGAAAGAGAAACUCAAAGAAGAGAAACAUAAGAAAUGGCUGAUUCUCGAGUGAACAUGUCGCAGGGUGUGUUGACAUUCAGGGAUGUGACUGUCAACUUUUUGAAAGAUGAGUGGGAUUGCCUGGAAUCUGCACAGAGGGCUUUGUACAUUGAUGUGAUGUUGGAGAAUUACAAAAACCUGGUUUUUGUGGAGAACUAUUGGAACUGUGAUCCUGUCUAUCAACAUGUGAAGACUGAAAAGGAGUCUUGUCAGUGUACUGAGCUUGGCAAAGUGCUUCAUGACCCCUCCAUAUGUGCACUUUAUAGAACAAGUGAAACUACAGAAAACUCUAAUAACUCAAGAUACAGUAAUCACAGGGAUGCCUCUAAUGACUCAUCAAACCCAGACAGACAUGAAAGCAUGCACACUGGAGAAGAACCUUGCAAAUCUAAAGACCAUGAGAAAUCCUUAAAUUUGAGUUCCAACAUUACUCAAGAUCAGGGAGAAUAUGAUGACGAUUUCAGCUCUGCACACAGUCUUAUGCAACAAUCAAUCUACUCUGGAGAGAAACCAUACAAAUGUGGGAAAUGUGGGAAACGCUUCAGAGUUUCCUCAUACCUCAGUGAACAUAAGAGAAUUCAUACUGGAGUUAAACCCUACAAGUGCAAAGUUUGUGAAAAAUCCUUUUCCCAAUGCUCAAAACUUAAAACACAUCAAAGACUUCAUACUGGGGAGAAACCUUUCAAAUGCAAAGAAUGUGGAAAGUCAUUUCGUCAGUUGUCAGGAAUUAUUAGCCAUCAGAAAAGGCAUACAGGAGAGAAACCUUACAAAUGUAAGGUCUGUGACAAAUCCUUUGCCCACUCUUCCACUUUCAAGAAACACCAGAAAAUGCAUACUGCUGGUAGAUAUUAUAGUUGUGAAAAAUGUGGCAAGGUCUUUCAUCAGCUUUCACACUUUCAAAGCCAUUACAGACUCCAUACUGGAGAGAAGCCUUAUAAAUGCAAUGAGUGUGACAGAUCCUUUACCCACUCUUCAUUAUUGAGUAGCCAUCAGAAAACUCAUUCUCUAGAGAAGUCUCACAAAUGCAAAGACUGUGAUAAAUCCUUCCUUAAAUUAUCACACCUUAACAGGCAUUCCAGAAUCCAUACUGGUGAAAAGCCUUACAAAUGUGAGGUGUGUGACAAAAAUUUCACUUGGGAGUCAACCCUUAAGAGACAUCAGAAAAUUCAUACCGGGGAGAAACCUUACAAAUGUAAGGAAUGUGACAAAUCCUUUAGCGAACACUCAUAUCUUAAAAGACAUCAGGUUGUUCACACUGGAGAAAAACUUUACAGAUGUAAGGAAUGUAACAAGUCUUAUGCUAGUUGCACAUAUCUUAGAGCACAUCAGAAAAUUCAUACUGGAGAGAAACUUCCGAAAUGCAAAGACUGUGGCAUGUCCUUUAUCAAUACUGCAGGUCUUAAAAUACAUCAGCGAGUUCACACUGGAGAGAGACCCUACAGUUGUAAGGAAUGUGACAAAUCCUUUACCAAUCGUAACAAUCUUAAAAGACAUCAAAAACUUCACACUGAGGAGAAACCUUACAAAUGUAUGGAAUGUGACGAGUCCUUUGCCUUCAAAUCACAGCUUAGAAAACAUCAGAGAGUUCAUACUGGAGAAAAACCGUAUAGUUGUUAGGAAUGUGACAAAUCUUUUGCCCAAUCUGUGGUUUAAAGAAACAUCAAAAUUUUCAUACUGAAGAGAAAUUUCACAUAUGUGAAGACUGUGACAUAUCCUAUAUCUGCUAUUCAAAUCUUAUAAGAUAUCAGAGGGUUCAUACUGGAGAGAGACGUAACAAUUGUAAAGAAUGUGACAAAUCCCUUUCCAAUUGCUCAAAUCUUAGAAGACAUCAGAGCGAUCACACUGGGGAGAAAGCUUACAAAGUAUGGAAUGUGACAAAUCCUUUAACUGGAACUCACAUCUUAGAACACAUCAGAGAGUUCAUACUGGAGAGAGACCUUAGAAUUCCAAGAAAUGUGACAAAUCUUACAAGGUGCUCCUAACCUUAGUGCACAUCAGAAAAUUCAUACUAGAAAGAAACCAUACAAAUGCAAAGACUGAUGCAUCUUUUAUCCAUAUUUUGAAUUUUAUGAGACAUUAGAAAAUUCAUACUGGAGAAAAACACCAUACAAUGGUGUAUGAUAUAGCAAUGUGUAUAUAGCAAUGUAUGAUAUAGUAAUGUGUGAUAUAGCAUUUUCCAGUAUUCUCUGCUUUCAAAUCACAGUAGUAUACAAAAUAGAAACAUAAAGAUAAGAAACUUAUGAAAUCAUUAAUGAAGGUUUAAAUUUUUUAAAAUAUCCUAGAGUUUAUAUUAAAAUAAAAUUCUGUAAAUGUAAUAAUGGGAAAUGUGGUGAUAUUUUAUU
Messenger RNA from Peromyscus maniculatus bairdii (prairie deer mouse), 3697 nucleotides. The record is from RefSeq and is a predicted model, not a curated record. NCBI's taxonomy places the organism in Eukaryota, Metazoa, Chordata, Mammalia, Rodentia, Cricetidae.